This is a messenger RNA of Glossina fuscipes, 3415 nucleotides long. It is a transcript of the gene mmm, whose product is annotated as dynein intermediate chain 3, axonemal. Gene Ontology annotation, molecular function: dynein heavy chain binding; dynein light chain binding. NCBI's taxonomy places the organism in Eukaryota, Metazoa, Arthropoda, Insecta, Diptera, Glossinidae. Gene Ontology annotation, biological process: cilium movement involved in cell motility; inner dynein arm assembly. The coding region runs from base 71 to 3415 and encodes 1114 amino acids. The record is from RefSeq and is a predicted model, not a curated record. The transcript is spliced from 10 exons. Gene Ontology annotation, cellular component: inner dynein arm.
CCUCCCACUCUAAACCCGGAUUAAGAUUGUAUUCAUCUUGAAAAAUAGAAAAUAAACCAAGUUGCCGGAUAUGUCACAAAAGGAGCAAGCUCAAAAAGAUGCCUCGCAAAAAGACGCAGGCGAUGAUGCUGCAGAUGAUGAUAUUAUAAAGAAUCCCAAGGCAAGGUUCCAAAAAACAUAUCAGAAAGUUAUAAAAUGGAAAGCUCCUGAGAAUGAAGAUGAUCCAUUACCGUAUUUCGAUACCGCGAAAGCGUGGGAAGGACUUCUCGCCUUGCCCAGUUGCCAAGAAUUGCAGAUUAAACCUCCUUUUCAAAAGAAAGUAAAUUUAGUGGUUGGCCUAAAUGUCACGCAAGAAUUUCCAUGGAAGCAAAUACCUUAUCGCGUUCUACGCAAUAAUCUCUUCGAUGAAUUACCACAUGGUCAAUUCUAUCAUACUAUGUUUCAAGGUUUCAAGCUUGAAAAUCAUGUCCUGGUAGGAUAUGCGCCAAUCUUGACACAGAAUAUGGAAGUUCCUCCUGAAGGCGAUCCCUUCAUAAUGUACGUAAAUCCUGAGGAUGCAAAAGUUGCAUUAAGUAUCAUCCGAAAUAUGGAAACGUACGAGCGACUAUAUUAUAACAAUAAACUUUUAAAAAAGCCCGGGCGUUGGUUAUCGUAUGGCAGCGAAAAUGAGGUUGCAACCGAAAAACUUUUUCAUGAGCCGGUCGAUGUUGAAAUUCAAAGUGUGUAUCCCAUGACUAUACCGGCACAAAAGAAAUUCUCGUUCCGGUUUACUAAAGACGUACGCGACGGUUACGUACAACUGGUACCAGCUGAAGGUGUACGCUUCGAUAACGUAGUUCGUAGACGCAUCACAGUUGGUAUACAAUCCUCUAUGCCACAAUCUACUGUUGAACAACAAACAGACCCCACAUUUCCGACUAAUGCUUGGGCUCAGUAUUUAUAUGAAGUCAAAGCAGAGGAUGGCUUAGAUGAAGAAUCUCCAGAUGAAGAAGCCGAAAGGAAACCGAUAGGCAAAGGUGCAGCAGCAACGCCUAAGGCACCGAAACCUCCUCCAGAAAUGUCAGACCAAAUUAAAUUCCUUUUGGAGCAAUUGGAGUUUAAUCAAGUUGAUAUGUAUCGUAACGAUUACCCACUUUUAACCGAAUCAUGUAUUAUGCAUUACACUACGCCUUAUCUGGAGGAGACAUUGUGCUUUGCCAACAUUUCAAAAAGUAAUCGUCGAUAUGUCUGUGGAUUCGAUUGGUAUCCAGCUCUUGCGGGCCUCAUUGUCACAUCAUAUACAUUUAGCACGCCGGCGACCAUUGAAUCGGUUCACAGGAAAGUAGAUUAUGUGCAGCAAGCUGUUUUGGAACCAAAUCCCAUAUUAAUGUGGAGUUUUAAUGAUAAUCUAAAUUAUAAAUUGGAAUUUGAGUCGCCGCUGGAAAUAACAUGUCUAUCAUUUUGCCCAACUGACACAAACUUACUGUUUGGUGGGGCCAGUAAUGGUCAACUUGUUGUUUGGGAUCUGCAAAAUCGUGCCGAGAAAUUAGAUUAUCAGGAAACUUUAACAUCGGCUCAAACGAAAUAUCGUGUUAUAAUUGGAGAUUUUCUUAAGUGGACAAUACAAGUGGACGAGGAUAUGAUUGUUUCUCCGGCGACUAUUUCGAAAUUGGAAACUUCACAGAAAGGCGCUAUAACCGGCAUCUAUUGGUUAGGGAAGCGCGUUUUUGUCAAUUCGUUUGGCAAAGUGUAUAUGGAUCCAGAUCCAAAAGUCAGAUAUCGAUAUUUCAUGACAUGUUCUACAGAUGGUACAAUAUCGUUUUGGAAUCUUGACGCUCAAAGCGGAAGAAAAGCAUCAAACACGGCUGCACGCAGAGAUUUGCCGAAAGCCCUCGCACAAAGUGAAUCAGCUUAUAAAGGCAAACUAUUGGUACCCAUAUUUACUAUAGUUUUUGCCGAGCCGGUUACAGCAAUCAUAGCAGAUACAUCUGUUUUUAAAUGUAUUGUAGCGGAUUCAAGCAAAGCGCGUAAGAAUCCUUACAAUUAUCGUACGGAACUUCAGGCCAUAGAUCCGCCGGAUAUGCAUCAAUCGUUAGUGAUGUCUUCUCUUUACGGACACAUAGAACGUCUUAAUUGGCAAGGCUUGUAUGCUGAAGCCGAAGGUCGAGAAGUACUUAAUACGUCAAUACACUUUGCCCGGGUCCACGACGGACCAAUUGUGGCAAUGAAGAAAAAUCCUUUCUAUCCGUUUAUAUUUGUUUCAAUUGGGCGAACUGUUUUUGCGGUUUGGAAGGAGAGUUACAAUUACUCUCCAAUUUUUUGGCGAAAACGCAAACACGAAUUGACCGCAGUGGCUUGGAGUGAAUCUUGUGCUUCCGUUCUCUUUCUAACACGAAUCGACGGUGGUCUGGAAGCUUGGAGUAUAUUAUCACGGGAUGAUGAUGCUUGCCUUAAUGAUGUGCUUGGUGGUGGCAUUGUUACCAACAUUUGCGAACAUCGUCCACUGGAGCCCGAGAAGCUAUUAGGCAUUGGCGAUUAUAAUAGCAGCUUGCGUAUGGUCAAAUUACCGAAGGUCUUAUAUCAACCAAGCACUCUUUCGGAUUUUAAAGAUUAUAUUACAAAGGAGGAGUCUCGCAAAAAGGCGAUACAAGCCUGGGAGCUGAAAUUUUAUGAAAAGAAUAAAGAGUUCAUUGAAAGUAAACGACAAGCAGAACUUGAAGCACAUAGGGAAAUGGAACGUAUCGAGAAAGAGACUAUGAUUACUACAAAAAAAGAUCAGUCCGGUCAAAACGAAAAAAUGCCCGCGCAAAAUUUAUCCUAUACCGAACGCAUGAAGCAUCAAUGGUAUGAACUUAAUCUGAAUCGUUUGAUGAGUAUUUUAAUGACACGUAAGCGAGUCAACGAACAACAAUUAAAAGAGGAGACGCAAUUAGAGAAACGACGUUUAGCCUAUGAAGCGGCCAAAAAGGCGGCACUAAUUGAAGUUCUGAGUAAUGUUGCUAGCGAAGUAGCUAACGUACGACUUCGCAUUCAUCCCGAAGAAAUACCCGAUUUACAGCGAAACGAUAUGAUACAAUCGUCUGUGGCGAAAAUUAUGAAAACGGCCGAUUCGUUCGCAGAAAUUCAAGCCGAAGCGAAUGAAAGAUUCGAACUUUUCGAAGAUUUCGAUCAUAUCGACUAUGCCGAAUUUUUGGAACGCGGCGGUAUGCGUCGCAUGAAUUUAGACAAAUCGUUAGGUGGCAAUACCGAACGCGUAUAUUGGUAUAAUACGAUGCGUGACAUUCAUGGUACAUUGAAUGAAUGUAAUUGGGGUUUCGGAUAUAAUGCAGAGCUUCUGCAAACUGUCGACAUAACUUCACGAGUGUCAACCGAUGACGUGCCACCGGUUGUAAAACAAGCGGAAGAGACAGAAAAUAUAAUUGAUAAAGGCGAAUAA